Psylliodes chrysocephalus is the source of this 938-nucleotide messenger RNA. The record is from the annotation of a GenBank genome assembly. Lineage: Eukaryota; Metazoa; Arthropoda; Insecta; Coleoptera; Chrysomelidae.
UUUACGUAUAUCGAAUCACGUGAUCAAAGAUUUACAUUUUAGAUGCAUCUGAUGUGGAUAUUCAAACGCAGCAAUAAUAAGCAAAUAAGAAAUCGAAUAUUUUUUUCUACACCCUCUAAUAAGAGUACGCCACUGGCAGACCGGAAACACUUGUCGCCAUAUUCAUUCAUAAUCUAUAUCACUGUCAAAAUUAGGAACAAUCGCGAUUCCAAGGUUGUUUAAAUUGCUGAAAAAACAAAUAGUAAAGGAUAACUAUUUGAAAGUUGACAAGUUAAUAAUUUCAAUAAAAGAAGAGGAAGAUAACCAAAAAAACAAUGAUAAAAAAAAUUAAGAAAUGAGCCAAAUAACAACAAUUCAGGUAUUAAAACUUUACAAAGAACUAUUACGUUAUGGAAAGCAAUUAAAAUUGACUGAUAAAAAUUUCUUUCGUCGUCGCAUAAAGCAAGAAUUUAAAAACAAUAAAGGACUUGAAAUUGAAACGGAAAUUGAUCAUAUCUACAAGAAGGGUGUAACAUUGUUGUUAAACAGACUGGUACACACAUUAGACUACUCGAAAAUACCUGUUCUCUUAGAUAAAGAUUUGGAAGAAAUGCAUGUUCAAGGUAGUGGUCCUGGGGGCUCAAAAAUUAAUAAAACAGCCAGUUGUGUCGUUUUGAAACAUAUUCCCUCAGGUAUCGUAGUUAAAUGUCAAGAAACAAGAUUUUUGGAAAAGAAUCGAAAAAUAGCAAGAGAAAUUCUACAAAAAAAAUUAGAUAAUUUUGUUAAUAAAGAAGAGAGUUUAGAGGCCCAACUUGAAGCAAAAAAUGAAAAAAAAAAGUGUAUCUAGAGAACAAAAAAGACAAAAAGUUCAAGUGUUGAAAGAAGCAUGGAAGAAACGUGAAUUUGAUAGUAAUCAGUUGUAAAAAAAAUUGUUAAUAAAUUUAAUAAUCAUUGUUAAA